Hirsutella rhossiliensis is the source of this 2361-nucleotide messenger RNA. RefSeq names its product type III restriction enzyme, res subunit domain-containing protein. Lineage: Eukaryota; Fungi; Ascomycota; Sordariomycetes; Hypocreales; Ophiocordycipitaceae. Bases 1 to 2361 code for a protein of 786 amino acids. Gene Ontology annotation, molecular function: ATP-dependent chromatin remodeler activity; ATP binding; metal ion binding. The transcript has 3 exons. The record is from RefSeq and is a predicted model, not a curated record.
AUGGAUGCCGAGGUCGCGGCGGGCGCUACGUUCGACUCUGACGAGCUCUCGAAUCCUUUUUCUUCCGACGACUCGCUCUCAUUAGCCGAUUCUAGUGAACCAGGCGAAGAUGACGAUCCAGCCUCUGAAAGUGAUGACGAGCCACUGCUGGCGACAAGGAGAGGCAGAAACACCAACAAUGCUCAGGAUUCUGCUGCAAAGGGCAAGGCUACCAGGGCGGCAUCGACCCGCGGCGUAGGAUUUUCAGAAGCUCCUACCCUGCCCUCUUUCCUCUCUGGGGCCACUGAGAAUUCCGAGGCUAGCGAACCUGGAUCUCUGCCAGAUUCCACAGCUGAUAGCGAUAUCCUGUCGAACCUCCAUGAGCUGAGUCGCAUCACCGAACAACGUCGCGGAUUUAGGAGGUCCGGCAACAAUGCUCGCGUCAAGAGAGAGCGCAAUCGACUUGAACACCAUCAUCCCGAGCUCAGCAAAAUGUGGGACGACUUGGAGAAAAUGCCCAUUUUGAAAGCGGGCAUGGCGCAGCAGCCGCAGAGCAUUUCGCGGCGGCUUAAGCCUUUUCAGCUGGAGGGCCUGGCUUGGAUGAAGGAGAUGGAGAAGACAGAAUGGAAAGGUGGUCUCCUCGGCGACGAGAUGGGCCUUGGUAAGACGAUCCAGGCAGUGUCUCUGAUCAUGUCGGAUUAUCCUGCCAAGCAGCCGUCUCUCGUUCUCGUCCCGCCGGUUGCACUCAUGCAAUGGCAGUCGGAGAUCAAAGCCUACACAGACGGCACGCUCAAGACGUUUGUCUUCCAUGGCACCAAUCAAAAGACAAAGGGCAUCACAGUCAAGGAACUCAAAAAGUACGAUGUCCUCAUGAUGUCGUACAACAGUCUCGAGUCCAUGUACCGGAAGCAGGAGCGAGGCUUCAAGCGCAAAAAUGGAAUCCACAAGGAGAAGAGCGUCAUCCACUCGAUCCACUUCCAUCGCAUCAUCUUGGACGAGGCUCAUUGCAUCAAGACGAGGACCACCAUGACUGCAAAGGCGUGCUUCGCCCUCAAGACCGACUUCCGCUGGUGCUUGACGGGAACCCCACUCCAGAAUCGCAUCGGAGAGUUCUUCUCCCUCAUCAGGUUCCUCAACAUCAAGCCCUUCGCCUCGUACCUGUGCAAGCAAUGCCCCUGCUCGUCUCUGGAGUGGAAUAUGAAGGACGACAACCGCUGCCGGUCCUGCAACCAUGCCGGCAUGCAGCACGUUUCCGUCUUCAACCAGGAGCUGUUGAAUCCCAUCCAAAAGUUCGGCAACCUUGGGCCUGGACGCCAGGCGUUUCGCAAGCUGCGCCUGAUGACGGAACGAAUCAUGCUGCGGCGGCUCAAGAAGGACCACACCGACGCCAUGGAGCUUCCGGUCAAGGAAAUCUAUGUCGACAGACAGUUCUUUGGCGAGGAAGAAAACGACUUUGCCAACAGCAUCAUGACGAAUGGGCAGCGCAAGUUCGACACGUACGUGGCCCAGGGCGUGCUGUUGAACAACUAUGCCAACAUCUUCGGCCUCAUCAUGCAAAUGCGACAGGUUGCCGAUCACCCGGACCUGCUUCUCAAGAAGCACGCUGAGGGCGGGCAAAACGUAUUGGUCUGCUGCAUCUGCGACGAGCCCGCCGAGGACACGGUUCGCAGCCGCUGCAAGCACGACUUCUGCCGAGCCUGUGUUGCUAGUUACGUCAGGUCGACGGACGAGCCGGACUGCCCUCGCUGCCACAUCCCGCUGUCAAUUGACCUUGAGCAGCCUGAGAUUGAGCAGGACGAAAGCCUGGUCAAGAAGAACUCCAUCAUCAACCGCAUCAAAAUGGAGAAUUGGACGUCGUCGUCCAAGAUCGAGCUGCUCGUCCACGAACUCCACAAGCUCCGGUCUGACAAUGCAUCGCACAAGUCCAUCAUCUUUUCGCAGUUCACCACGAUGCUGCAGCUCAUUGAAUGGCGGCUGCGAAGGGCCGGCAUCACGACUGUCAUGCUGGACGGCAGCAUGACACCAGCUCAGCGUCAGGCCUCGAUUGAGCACUUCAUGACCAAGGUGGACGUGGAGUGUUUUUUGGUGUCUCUCAAGGCUGGCGGCGUGGCUCUCAACUUGACUGAAGCGUCGAGAGUCUUUAUUGUUGACCCAUGGUGGAACCCAGCAGCUGAGUGGCAGUCGGCCGAUCGCUGCCAUCGAAUUGGCCAGACGAGGCCAUGUACCAUUACACGCCUUUGCAUCGAGGACUCUGUCGAGAGCCGAAUGGUGUUGAUCCAGGAGAAGAAGACGAGCAUGAUUCACUCCACCGUCAAUGGCGACGACAAGGCCAUGGAGUCUCUGACCCCGGAGGACAUGCAAUUUCUCUUCCGGGGUUCGUAA